CUCCGGCACUUCCUCUUCUGCACCGAGAGGCACAUCACUUCCUGAAACGAGAGUCUCGGUGUUUCGGCUGUGCUGACUUUGUUUCCUUCAGAGCUGCAGUGAAAGAGUGAACCAGCUGUGUUUCUGCAUGAGGCUGCACUGACAAACGUCUCUGUCUCACCAGGUUUUAUUCUCAACCCGGCAGUAAGUUCAUACGUCAACAUGAGUGGAAGAAACAAGCCUUUUUUUAAGCAGCAGUCCACACCAUGCUUUGGGAAGGACACGCCACGUCUUUUCCCAAAGAUGUCAAUGUGUGAGGCUGAUGAGAAGAUACGUCUGAUGGCAGAGAAGGUGUACGCCUCUGCCCUGAACCAGGAAAACACCAAGCAUGCUCUGUCGCUGUUCUCUGUCCCUGAGGACUGUCCAAUCGGCCUGCACCAGGACAGGGAGCGGGAGCUGCAGAAGGAGUUGGCCGAGCAGAAGUCUCAGGAGUCUGUUCAGAGGAAGAAGAAUUUCUUGUUGAAGCGCUCGCAGUCGAUAUCUUUACAGCUGCCCGAUGACUGGAAGCAAUCUGCAACAUCCCCUCUGCCCACUCCAGGCAUGGCAGAUCCUUUUCCCCUGGAGGACUUCCCAGACUACCAGCGAGUAACCAUCAGCGGGGAUUACUGUGCAGGGAUCACAGUUGAGGAUUAUGAACAUGCAUCCGAGGGUCUCCUUAAAGCGCUCUUCAUCAGAGAGAAGUACUCCAGGCUGGCAUACCACCGUUUCCCAAGAACCACUGCCCGUAUUCUUCGUGUAGCCGAAAACAGAGAGUGGAAGGAGGAGGAGGAGGUCUUACCCAACAUCUGGCCUUUCCCUCAGGAAGGAGAGGAUCCAUACUCCAUGGAGAGUAUUCCUGAGAACCUGAACUAUGAGCUGAAGAUGAAAGAUGGAAUAUUUAAUGUUUAUGCUGACGCAGAAGCCCUGAAACAACAAAAACCUCUCAGCCUCCCUUAUCCUGAUCUGGAGACCUUUGCUGUAGACCUGAGCCAUGUACUUGCGAUGAUAGCUGAUGGUCCAACGAAAACCUACUGUCACAGACGACUUAAUUUCUUGGAAUCUAAAUUCCACCUCCAUGAAAUGCUGAAUGAAAUGGCAGAGCUGAGAGAGCUGAAAUGUGUAGCACACAGGGACUUCUACAAUGUUAGAAAGGUAGACACACACAUACACGCUGCCGCUUGCAUGAACCAGAAACAUCUGUUGAGAUUUAUACAAACAACUUACCAAGAAGAGGCGGACCGUGUGGUUUUGGAGAAAGGGGGCCAGAAGAUCACACUCAAGGAAGUCUUCAAGAACCUCAAAAUGGACCCGUAUGACUUGACUGUAGAUUCACUGGAUGUGCACGCUGGGAGACAAACCUUUCACCGGUUUGACAAGUUCAACUCCAAAUAUAAUCCUGUGGGAGCCAGUGAACUACGAGAGAUUUACUUGAAAACGGACAACUAUAUUAAUGGAGAAUACUUUGCACGUCUUAUCAAGGAAGUUGCUAACGAACUGGAGGAGAGCAUAUAUCAGCACGCCGAGCCACGUUUGUCGAUCUACGGCAGAUCUGCCAGCGAGUGGAAGAGCCUGGCAUCAUGGUUCAUCCAACACAAAGUCCACUCAUCCAACAUGAGAUGGAUGAUUCAAGUUCCAAGAAUUUAUGACAUCUUCAGGUCAAAAAAACUGGUUCCAAACUACGCCAAGAUGCUGGAGAACAUUUUCCUCCCACUUUUUGAAGCUACAGUCAACCCUCAAAAGCACAAAACAAUCCAUGUUUUCCUGAAAUACGUGACCGGGUUCGACAGUGUGGACGAUGAGUCCAAGCACAGCGACCACAUGUUCUCUUACAAAAGCCCAAAGCCUGAGGAAUGGACCACAGAAGACAACCCUCCCUACACCUAUUACCUCUUCUACAUGUAUGCCAACAUCAUGGUGCUGAACAAUCUGCGCAAGGACCGAGGACUGAACACCUUCCAGUUUCGUCCCCACUGUGGUGAGGCGGGUUCCAUCACCCACCUGGUCUCUGCCUUCCUGACAGCUGAUAAUAUCUCCCAUGGACUCAACCUGAAGAAGAGUCCAGUGUUGCAGUACCUGUACUACCUGGGCCAGGUCCCCAUUGCCAUGUCCCCACUGAGCAACAACAGCCUGUUCCUGCAGUACUCAAAGAACCCACUGCAAGAGUUUCUUCACAAGGGCCUGUGUGUGUCGCUGUCCACUGAUGAUCCCAUGCAGUUCCACUACACUAAGGAAGCUUUGAUGGAGGAGUAUGCCAUAGCAGCACAGCUGUGGAAGCUGAGCACAUGUGAUUUGUGUGAGAUUGCCAGGAACAGCGUUCUGCAGAGCGGCCUGUCCCAUGAGGAAAAGAAACUCUUCAUUGGUUCCAACUACCUACAAGAUGGACCAAAGGGUAAUGACAUCCGUAAGACAAACGUGGCUCAGAUCCGCAUGGCCUACCGCCACGAGACCCUGCAGAACGAACUCAGUUUCCUGGUGGAUGCGUUGAAGACGGAAGAUGAUCCGAAUCCAGCUGUGUGAUUCUCCUCAUGUUUACAAGCUACACCUGGAUGUGUCUUCAGAGAGCAGAGGACAAAACACGUCUUUAUAUGACAGAUUUGUAAAUGAACUCACUUAGAUUUUUAUGGGCAAAAGUGACACAGGUUACGUAGAUAAAUAAUAAUGCUGGUAGUUUGGGCCUACUUCAUGUAAUGUAAUGUGAAUGAACAUUUCUGGAUUGGAUCAUACUGUAAGAAGGUAUUUGUCACAACCUUUAUUGGUAUAGAUAUUCAGAUAUAGAUUAUUUUGACUUAAAAUAUUUUAAACUUGUCUGUAUUUGAUAUUACUAAUUUUUUCAAUGUUUGGGAGAAACUGUAUUUUCUGAGUAGCCAUAAUGCUGCUGAUUUUACCUAGAUUCAAGAUUCUGAAUAAAAAAGAUAACUCAAA
Messenger RNA from Austrofundulus limnaeus, 2940 nucleotides. It is a transcript of the gene ampd3b, whose product is annotated as adenosine monophosphate deaminase 3b. Gene Ontology annotation, cellular component: cytosol. The coding region runs from base 202 to 2535 and encodes 777 amino acids. NCBI's taxonomy places the organism in Eukaryota, Metazoa, Chordata, Actinopteri, Cyprinodontiformes, Rivulidae. The record is from RefSeq and is a predicted model, not a curated record. Gene Ontology annotation, molecular function: AMP deaminase activity. Gene Ontology annotation, biological process: IMP salvage; AMP metabolic process. The transcript is spliced from 16 exons.